Molecule: messenger RNA, 537 nt
Organism: Medioppia subpectinata
Lineage: Eukaryota; Metazoa; Arthropoda; Arachnida; Sarcoptiformes; Oppiidae
Source: the annotation of a GenBank genome assembly
AUGUUCACUAUAAGGGAGGGCCGGAAAGAGGACUGUCGGCAAUUGGUGGACAUGUUUGCGGAGUUGGGCGCACACCAGAAGUCGGCCGCCGAUCCCGACACCAAAUGGACUGACGAUCCGAUAGUUAGUGUCCAACAGUUAGAAGAGGACGGCUUCUGUGCCGAAGAAUCGCAGCGACAGUUCCGCAUAUUUGUGGCCCAAUCGGUGGCCGAUCCGCAGACACUCGUUGGUUACGUAUUGUAUUACCCGAAGUACUCGACGUGGACGGGAAGGGGUGUGUGGAUGGAAAGCCUGUAUGUAAAGAGGGAGUGCAGGGGAACGGGUGCCGGAGUGGCACUCAUGGCCGCAGUGGCCAACAGAGGGCUGAUCGACGGCUGUCAACGCUUUGAGUGGGACUGCUUUGAGUGCAAUCACGGAUCAGUCGCUUUCUACAAGAAGUUGGGACCAAUUGAUAUCACACAUGACGAUCAGACUGUUGUCUUCAGACUCAACGCGCCUGAGAUGAGACAAUUGGCCGCCAGAGCUAACCGAUCAUAA